Messenger RNA from Entamoeba invadens IP1, 1785 nucleotides. RefSeq lists its product as hypothetical. The coding region runs from base 1 to 1785 and encodes 594 amino acids. The transcript has 2 exons. The record is from RefSeq and is a predicted model, not a curated record. Lineage: Eukaryota; Evosea; Mastigamoebida; Endamoebidae.
AUGCUCGAAGACUGGAACAACUGGAGAAAAAAUGAUAACUUGGCCGAAAAGAGUUACAUUUUUUCUUCAAUUGCUGCUAUUGCGGAAAAUAAAGGUGGUUUUAGUCAAUCACAAUGUAAACUGGUGGAACAGCUUGUGGGUUCAUUUGGGACAUUAUUCUGCGACGACAAUGAAACUGAAAUAACAAAACGCCAAUUUGAUGAGUGUGUCUGCUUUGGUGUUGCCUUUGAUACGGCGAAAAAAAAUGGUAGUGAAAUUUUGGCUCUUGUUUGUAGACUUGCGUUCUCAGACAACUCAAUAGUCCAAAAGACUCUGAUUGUGGCUGAAUUUUUUGAGAAGUGCUCUGCGGUAAACAUGAAAAAUUGGCUACUUGAAGUUCUUAAGUCUUUCAAUGCUCCAUUGCUCAAACUGGUUUUUUCAACAACAGAUGGGGCCAGUUCAAUGAUUGGGAAAGAGGGAGGCUUUUCAAAGUUGGUGUGUGACGCAAAGCUUUUGAACAUCAUUCAAAGAGAAAGGGAGGAAAAACAAAAGAAUAGUGAUUAUCAUCUUCCAUUUGAUUUAGUCACAUUCCCGUUUUUCACUGUGUAUUGUAUGUGUCAUCGAUUGAAUAUCGCGGAAGGAUUUAUGUGGGCAACAGGUGACACCGAAGUUUUUCUGUGUUUUUUAAAGUGGCUUUGCUCUGAUAUCACAAUAACUGCUUGGAAGGCAUUUUGGGGAAGAAAGAAAAUGGAUGUCGCGGCGAUUCCAACACUUUCAAACACCAGGUGGUUUUACCAUCAACUUUUGGUAAAAUUUUGCUUUGAAAAUUUUGAAAAGAUCGAAAUUUUUGUGAAGGAACUGGAACUUGAAAAUGAAAUUGUCGCAACCCUUGUCAAGCACCACAAUGAAAGUAAAGAGAAGAAGAAACAACAAGAAAAUAAGAGGAGAAAGGAAAAAAUGAACCACUCACAGGACACAACUACAUACGACUUCUACUUCUUCAUGAAUAAGGAAAGGAAAUCUUUUAAAAUAAGAGAUCCGGCCUUCCUGGCAUUCCUGGGUUUUUUCUUCUACUUACUCACUGGGGCUAAGUGCCUUUGUGAUGCUCUUCAAGAGAAGUUUGGCUUAUUUGUUGAUGAAGUAAAUAAAAUUGAUACAUACUUAGAUGACCUGAGAAAAAAGAAGGAAUUGUGCGAAAGGGGGGAUAUUUUACCAUUCAAAUCGGCUUGCAAAUAUCUUUAUUUUGAUUCCCCAUUUAUUAUAAAUAGUUGUGAACGUGUCUUGGGAAGUUAUCUGGGAGCAUUGGAGCUCCGGUUCUGCAAUUGGACCACUGUAAAGCCUGGAUCAAAAAUCGAAGAGUUGGAAGAAGUCAAAGAAGAAUUGGAUGAAUUUCAAAAUAUCGAACCGCUUUUGGAAUCCUUUCUAUUUCCAGGGAAAUUCCUUUAUGACAACAUACUGCCUCCCAAGACCUCAUUUGACCAGUUGAAUGAAGAGCUUUGUGUACUCCAAAAUCUGGUUUGGGAAAAUCAAAAGACAUUGAAAGAGGCGUUCACUGAACAGGAGAAGAAAAAUUUCACGUUAUUGGAAGCCAUACAGAUAUUUGACAAAGUCGAUUUUCCUAUUAUAUCCCAAUUGGUCAAAAUUAUGUUAUGUCUCAUCCCCACAUCUUCCUGCGUCGAAUCUGUAUUUUCUCAUUUCAAAUAUUCAAGAAAAUCCAAUAUGAAGGUGGACACGGUUAACACAAGGUUAAUUCUGAAGUUGGCGACAAACAGUGUGUCUCGAAUGGAACUUGUUUCAGACCAUUGA